ACGCUGGCUUCAGCUAUGUGGCAGGGGAGGAGGGGUGUCGGUGGUGGUGCGGCACAACAGCAUGAUUGUUCCCUUCUUCAGCUUCUCCGUCAUUCGUGGAGUGUAUUUGAGAGCCAGGGCAGUGCAAACAUUUCGCAGAUUAAUCCAACAGAGUGGAUGUAGUGCGCAGUCAGUAGGAAGAAGGACUGAGGAGGAGUCUGGAAAGUAAACAUCCCUCUGCUUGACUCAUGCCCAGGAAGGUGCGGCCCAGCUUGGGUGUCAUUCUCUUUAUCAAUCUCCACCCUCGGGUGAAGACAAAAGUAGGGGUUUGGAUGCAGGUUGUAUGCUGGCUGAUGUGCCUCGGCACGGCGGGGGCACUCGCUGUGCUGCAGAAGGAUCAGGUUGCCCAGCACGUCAUCAAGCUUUAUCGGAGCAAGCAGGGGGUCACACACGGCCAAAGCUGGGUGGCCAGCAACUGCAAGUGGCUGGUGGGUCUCCUGCGUCAGAAGAAUGUGGUUGUCAAGAAGCUGGCAGCCGCUGCAGAUGCUGUUGGACGAGACCGGGCCCUUUCAGAACCUGAGAGGCGCUUCCAGGUUCACACUCUGGAGGUUUUCCAGAAGGAGCUGAACGAAAGCGAGCACCUGGUGUUCCAGGCGGUGCAUGGCCUGCAGAGGGCGCUACAGGGAGACUACAGAGACGUGGUCAACAUGAAGGAGAGCAGCAGGCAGAGGCUGGAGGCCCUCAGGGAGGCAGCCAUAAAGGAAGAACAGGAGUAUGUGGAGCUGGUGGCUGCCGAGAAGCACCAGCAGGAAGCUGUUAAGAGCGCUUUGGCCCAGAAUAAGACUCUGUCCAUGCUGGAUGAGAUCCUGGAGGACGUCAGGAAGGCAGCAGACAGGCUAGAAGAGGAGAUCGAGGAGCACGCCUUUGACAACAACAAACAGAUGAAAGGAGUAAAUGUUGAGGCAGUGUUGAGAGUGGAGGAUGAUGAGGAGAACGGAGGGAAGAGGAAGAACAAGUCCCGGCAGAAGGAAGUGGAGGAUGACCUGGGACUGAGCAUGCUCAUUGAUUCGCAGAACAACCAGUAUGUCCUGACCAAACCACGAGACUCCACAAUGCCAAGAGCGGAUCAUCACUUCAUCAAGGACCUGGUGUCUGUGGUGAUGUUGUCUUUGCCCUGUGGUUGGAUUUGCUCUCUGGUCGGUCUUCCUCCCAUGUUUGGGUAUAUUAUCUGCGGGGUCCUACUCGGUCCUUCUGGCCUCAACAGCAUCAAGUCUAUGGUCCAGGUGGAGACUCUGGGGGAGCUGGGUGUGUUCUUCACUCUCUUUGUGGUGGGACUGGAGUUCUCACCUGAGCGCGUUCGGAAGGUAUGGAAGAUAUCAGUUCAGGGGUCGUGCUACCUGAGUCUGCUGAUGGUGGGGGCCGGCUUGUUGUGGGGACAAGUCCUGCGCAUUCGACCCACACAGACUGUCUUCAUUUCCACUUGUCUCUCCCUGUCCAGCACUCCGCUGGUGUCCCGCUUCCUGGCAGGGGGUGGCAGAGGAGACAAAGAAGGAGGUGAUCUGGACUACAGCAGCGUUCUCCUGGGGAUGUUAGUGAUGCAAGACGUUCAGCUCGGUCUCUUCAUCGCUGUCAUGCCGACUCUGAUCCAGGCACAGAGCGGAGACUUGGACAGCUUUCUGUUUGGAAGUCUCCACGUGUUGUACCUCCUGGUCCAGGUCUUGGUCUCUCUGGCUGCUGUGCUGCUGCUGUGUUUUUUGCUUAAGUCUUCCCUGAUCGCCCCUUUUUACAAGAAGCUACAUGCUGAGAGCAAAGGCAACAAGGAGAUCCUGGUGCUUGGGAUGGCAGCUUUUGUCUUUUUCAUGUUGACGGUGACAGAGACUUUGGAUGUUUCUAUGGAGCUGGGCUGUUUCCUGGCUGGAGCUUUGCUGUCCACACAGGGUCACAUGGUAACAUCAGAGGUCAUGGGGUGCAUUGAGCCAAUCAGAGAUUUCCUCGCCAUCAUCUUCUUCGCCUCCAUUGGUCUCCACGUGUUCCCGACGUUCGUGCUGUAUGAACUCACCAUUCUGCUGGUGCUUACACUCUCACUCGUCAUUAUGAAGUUUGGGAUGGCCGUACUGGUGCUGUCAGCGAUCUUGCCCACAGGCUCUCGACACAUACGGUGGAUUGUCUCAGCUGGUCUGGCUCAGGUCAGCGAAUUCUCCUUCGUCUUGAGCAGCCGGGCACGCCGUGCUGGCAUCAUCUCCAGGGAGGUAUAUCUGCUGGUCCUCAGUGUCACCACCCUCAGUUUGCUACUGGCACCAGUGCUGUGGAGAGUCACCACACACAAAUGGGUGCCUCGGGCCGAACGCAAAAUAGUCACAUGACCAGACCGGCUUCAGGGACAAAAGGCUCCCUUGUAACCUUUACAAAGCCAGCAGCAGCAUCACGAGAAGCAGAAGUUAAGCCUUAUUUGACCAAUCAGAAAGACGCUCAUGUUAACGCACGCCUGCUGGACCAAAUCUUGAUUUAAGAGACUCAGUUCACAGCUUUAUGGGAGGAGAGAAAAUCAUCAUCAGUUACAUGUUGACUCUCCUUCAGAUUGUUAUGAAGCCAUCUGCUAUGUAUCACCCAUUACAUACUCAGGAGCGUGGACCUGGACCAUCUAUGCUUGUCACCCGUGUUACAUAUAGGCACUGUUAGGUUUGAAUUUAUAACAUACUAAAAUUAUUUCAGUUUUCAGUUUCUGUUUUAUAUUAAAUUGCAACAAAGCCGGACCACUCUACUCUUUUGGCAAAAAUCGAGUGUCUUAAAGGCUUGACAGAAACAUUUUUAAGGAAGCACACCUGCUUGACAGUGGAAAAGCACAAGUACUGGAUAUCCUGAUUGUGAUGCAUUAUGAAGAAAGACAGGUACUUUCCCUCUCUACCUUCUGUAAAAAUUAGUUUGUUUUCCAAUAAAAGUUCAUUGGAGGUCCUCUCUUUUGAUUUUCAUCAGUGGUGUUUAACCCCAGUUUCUCUAUUCCUUGUAACAAUCACAGGGACCAAAUCGGAGGGUUUAGCAUCUUUUUUUGUUUGUUUUUUUGUCAUGUAUGAGUAAAGGUUUUUUUUUUAAUAUGGAAAAUGUUUUGUGUAAUUUAAAAUGGCUUCCAUUUUCCCUAUGUUUGAUCAACUCACAUUACUAGUUCUGACUUUUAGGUUAUUGCAAACCUUCUACUCUGCUGUAUUUAAUAGAUGGUACUUGUAGUUUAUCUAAUCAUUGUUCUACUGUGAAUUUAGCUAGCUAUGACAACAGUUAUGGUGUUACCUAAAAACUGCAAAUAUUCCUUUUACAAUAACUUUAACUGUCUUUAUUCAUUCCCUUUUAGGCUCUCCAUUUUUAUCAAAUUAAAAUAAACUCUGGUACAAUACAGAUCAGUAAAAAGUAAGAAAUGAUUGGUAAGGAAAUAUUUAGAUAAGAACAGAAAAUGCUCAUCAGAAUGUAUUUACUGGUGUUACAUUUAAAGAUCCUGCACUAGUUACCAUUGAAUGUCAAACGUAUGUGCCUGCUCAACACUGCUCUGCUCUAAAAGCAAGACUUUGUGAAGUAUGAUCUCACUGUGACAGAGACACUGUGCAAUGUAAAUGUACGUAUGUAUGAGCUAUGUACAUGUUAUAUUUUGUUUUAUGUUUAAUAUUAUUUAAAACAAUUUCUUACAGUAUGUCAUUUUUUUUCACUUUGUGUAGUGGAAGUACAUAUUAUUGGUACCCAUGACUGAUGCAUCCAGGCACAAAGAAAUGCUGUUUUGAAAAUGUUCAUGCAUUUUUAAAUUGUGGAAUUAAGUCAUUUAUUUAUUAAAAAUAAGACGUUAAGAAGCA
Molecule: messenger RNA, 3812 nt
Organism: Micropterus salmoides (largemouth bass)
Lineage: Eukaryota; Metazoa; Chordata; Actinopteri; Centrarchiformes; Centrarchidae
Gene: slc9d1
Product: transmembrane and coiled-coil domains 3
Exons: 15
Coding region: 228-2342 (704 amino acids)
Biological process (GO): proton transmembrane transport; potassium ion transmembrane transport
Cellular component (GO): membrane
Molecular function (GO): potassium:proton antiporter activity
Source: RefSeq, a predicted model, not a curated record